Ailuropoda melanoleuca (giant panda) is the source of this 6866-nucleotide messenger RNA. It is a transcript of the gene ASTN1, whose product is annotated as astrotactin 1. The coding region runs from base 367 to 4251 and encodes 1294 amino acids. The record is from RefSeq and is a predicted model, not a curated record. Gene Ontology annotation, biological process: neuron migration; neuron cell-cell adhesion. Gene Ontology annotation, molecular function: protein binding. The transcript is spliced from 23 exons. NCBI's taxonomy places the organism in Eukaryota, Metazoa, Chordata, Mammalia, Carnivora, Ursidae. Gene Ontology annotation, cellular component: endosome; membrane.
UCGUGCCGGGGGAGGCGAAGGAGGAGAAAGGCGGCAGCACGGGCAGCCUGCUGGGGGCUGACCUGAUUCCCUAGAAUCCUCAGCUCCCUUCCUCUCUCCUCCGACGUCCUUCCUUCCCUUCUCUCCUCCUUCCCCCCCUUCCCUUCCCCAGCGAAGCAGCUGCGAGGAACAAAGAACGCGGGCGCUCCGGGAAGCAGCGCGCAAGCCCCGCGCAGUGCGCGCGGCGUCUGGCUCCUUGGAGCGGGGCUCUCCCGGCUCCACGUCCCUCCGCAGCCUCCCCCGCCUCCCGCGCUCGCUCGCUCCCUCCCGCCCGCUCGCCGCCUCCCCCACCUUCGCGGCGCCGGAGGAAGGCGGCCGGGGCUCAAGAUGGCUUUAGCCGGGCUCUGCGCCCUGCUCGCCUGCUGCUGGGGGCCGGCGGCGGUGCUGGCCACGGCCGCCGGCGACGUGGACCCAUCCAAGGAGCUGGAGUGCAAGCUCAAAAGCAUCACGGUGUCGGCGCUGCCCUUCCUGCGCGAGAACGACCUGAGCAUCAUGCACAGCCCCUCGGCCUCCGAGCCCAAGCUCCUCUUCUCGGUGCGCAACGACUUCCCCGGAGAAAUGGUCGUGGUGGACGACCUGGAAAACACCGAACUGCCCUACUUCGUGCUGGAGAUCUCAGGGAACACAGAGGACAUCCCUCUGGUGCGCUGGAGACAGCAAUGGCUGGAGAAUGGCACUUUGCUUUUUCACAUUCAUCACCAAGAUGGUGCUCCCAGCCUCCCUGGACAAGACCCAACAGAAGAACCCCAGCAUGAGUCAGCAGAAGAGGAACUGAGGAUCCUGCACAUCUCAGUCAUGGGUGGCAUGAUCGCUCUCCUGCUGUCCAUCUUGUGCCUGGUGAUGAUCCUGUACACUCGCCGACGCUGGUGCAAGCGCCGCCGGGUGCCCCAGCCCCAGAAGAGCGCCAGCGCCGAGGCGGCCAACGAGAUUCACUACAUUCCCUCCGUGCUGAUUGGCGGGCACGGACGGGAAAGUCUGCGCAACGCCCGCGUGCAGGGCCACAACUCCAGCGGCACCCUGAGCAUCCGGGAGACGCCCAUCCUGGACGGCUAUGAGUACGACAUCACCGACCUGCGCCACCACCUGCAGAGGGAGUGCAUGAACGGAGGGGAGGACUUCGCCAGCCAGGUCACCCGCACUCUGGACUCCCUGCAGGGCUGCAACGAGAAGGCAGGGAUGGACCUCACUCCAGGAAGUGACAAUGCCAAGCUGUCGCUGAUGAACAAAUACAAGGAUAACAUCAUCGCCACCAGCCCCGUGGACUCCAACCACCAGCAGGCCACUCUGCUCUCGCACACCUCCAGUAGCCAGAGGAAGCGGAUCAACAACAAGGCAAGAGCUGGUUCCGCCUUCCUGAACCCUGAAGGAGAUUCUGGCACUGAGACAGAAAACGACCCCCAGCUGACCUUCUACACCGACCCCUCACGGAGCCGGAGGCGCAGCAGAGUGGGCUCUCCCAGAAGUCCUGUGAAUAAGACCACCUUGACACUGAUCAGCAUCACCAGCUGCGUGAUCGGCCUUGUGUGCUCCUCCCACGUCAGCUGCCCCCUCGUUGUCAAAAUCACCCUGCACGUCCCUGAGCACCUGAUCGCCGAUGGGAGCCGCUUCAUCCUGCUGGAGGGGAGCCAGCUGGAUGCCAGUGACUGGCUGAACCCCGCUCAAGUGGUCCUCUUCUCUCAGCAGAACUCCAGUGGGCCCUGGGCCAUGGACCUCUGUGCCCGGCGGCUCCUGGACCCCUGUGAACACCAAUGUGACCCCGAAACUGGGGAAUGCCUCUGCUAUGAAGGUUACAUGAAGGAUCCAGUGCACAAGCACCUUUGCAUUCGGAAUGAAUGGGGCACAAACCAGGGGCCUUGGCCUUACACAAUAUUUCAGCGGGGCUUUGACCUGGUUUUGGGAGAACAGCCUUCUGAUAAAAUAUUCAGGUUCACCUACACCCUCGGGGAGGGCAUGUGGCUGCCCCUCAGCAAGAGCUUUGUGAUCCCACCGGCUGAACUGGCCAUCAACCCUUCGGCGAAGUGUAAGACGGACAUGACGGUGAUGGAGGACGCCGUGGAGGUCAGAGAGGAGCUGAUGACCUCGUCCUCCUUUGACAGCCUGGAGGUUCUGCUGGAUUCCUUCGGGCCCGUGCGCGACUGCAGCAAGGAUAACGGGGGCUGCAGUAAGAACUUCCGCUGCAUCUCGGACCGCAAGCUGGACUCCACUGGUUGCGUGUGCCCGUCCGGACUGAGCCCCAUGAAGGACAGCUCUGGCUGCUAUGACCGCCACAUUGGGGUGGACUGCUCAGAUGGCUUCAAUGGCGGCUGUGAGCAGCUGUGUCUCCAGCAGAUGGCGCCCUUCCCGGACGACCCCACCUUGUACAACAUCCUCAUGUUCUGUGGGUGCAUCGAGGAUUACAAGCUCGGUGUGGAUGGUCGCUCUUGCCAACUCAUCGCGGAGACCUGCCAGGAGGGAGGAGACUGUGGGGAAAGCAGGGAGGUUCCCAUGAACCAGACCCUCUUUGGGGAGAUGUUCUUUGGUUACAACAACCAUUCCAAGGAAGUGGCUGCAGGACAAGUGCUGAAAGGAACAUUCAGGCAAAACAACUUUGCUCGAGGUUUAGACCAGCAACUGCCAGAUGGUCUUGUGGUGGCCACCGUUCCCCUGGAGAAUCAGUGCCUGGAGGAAAUCUCGGAGCCCAUGCCUGACCCCGAGUUCCUGACUGGGAUGGUGAACUUCAGUGAGGUGUCUGGAUACCCUGUGUUGCAACACUGGAAGGUCCGGUCUGUGAUGUACCACAUCAAACUCAACCAAGUGGCGGUCUCUCAGGCCCUCAGCAAUGCGCUCCACUCCCUGGAUGGCGCUACGUCACGUGGGGAUUUUGUGGCCUUGUUGGACCAGUUUGGCAACCAUUACAUCCAGGAAGCUAUCUAUGGCUUCGAGGAGUCCUGUUCCAUCUGGUACCCAAACAAGCAGGUGCAGCGGCGGCUCUGGCUAGAAUAUGAAGACAUCAGCAAAGGCAACUCCCCAUCCGACGAGUCAGAGGAGCGGGAAAGAGACCCCAAGGUGCUGACGUUCCCAGAAUACAUCGCCAGCCUGUCAGAGUCUGGCACCAAGCGCAUGGCAGCUGGAGUCCGCAUGGAAUGCCAGAGCAAGGGACGAUGUCCCUCCUCCUGCCCCCUGUGUCAUGUGACAUCCAGCCCUGACACUCCUGCUGAGCCAGUUCUGCUGGAGGUGACCAGAGCAGCCCCCAUCUAUGAACUGGUGACCAACAACCAGACCCAGAGGCUCUUGCAGGAGGCCACCAUGAGCUCACUCUGGUGCUCAGGGACUGGAGAUGUCAUCGAGGACUGGUGUCGCUGCGACUCCACGGCUUUUGGAGUGGACGGACUCCCCACCUGUGCGCCUCUCCCACAGCCUGUGCUGAGACUCUCCACGGUUCAUGAGCCCAGCAGCACCCUCGUGGUCCUGGAGUGGGAACACUCAGAGCCUCCGAUCGGGGUGCAGAUUGUAGAUUACCUCAUCCGUCAAGAAAAGGUCACUGACAGGAUGGACCACUCCAAAGUGGAGACAGAAACGGUGCUGAGCUUUGUGGACGACAUCAUCUCUGGAGCAAAGUCUCCUUGUGCCAUGCCUGCUCAGGUGCCAGACAAGCAGCUCACCACCAUCUCUCUGAUCAUUCGGUGCCUGGAACCGGACACCAUCUACAUGUUCACCCUGUGGGGAGUGGACAACACUGGACGGCGCUCCAGGCCCAGUGAUGUGAUCCUGAAGACCCCCUGCCCCGUGGUCGAUGAUGUCAAGGCCCAGGAAAUAGCAGACAAGAUCUACAAUCUCUUCAAUGGCUAUACCAGUGGGAAGGAGCAACAGACGGCCUAUAACACCCUCCUGGAUCUGGGUUCCCCCACCCUACAUCGAGUCCUCUACCACUAUAACCAGCACUAUGAGAGUUUUGGAGAAUUCACCUGGCGGUGUGAGGAUGAAUUAGGCCCCAGGAAAGCUGGCCUCAUCCUUUCCCAGCUGGGGGAUCUCAGCAGUUGGUGCAAUGGCCUCCUUCAGGAACCCAAGAUAAGCUUGCGACGCGGCUCCCUGAAGUACCUGGGCUGCCGCUACAGCGAGAUCAAGCCCUAUGGACUUGACUGGUCAGAGCUCAGCCGGGACCUCAGGAAGACGUGCGAGGAGCAGACCCUGAGUGUCCCUUACAACGACUAUGGGGACAGCAAAGACAUCUAGCGCCAUGAUGCCAGAUGGUGGCUCCCAAGAGGAAGCAGGAAUUGAGGAGAGGAACAUCUGGGUUGGUCUGUGGAUUUUUAAUAUUUUUUAAUGGAACAUUAAAAGCUCUAAACCAGGGAGAGGCAAUAUCUGAACCAGGGAGAAACUGAUCCUCGCUCCCUAUAGAACUCCUUCGGGAUGGUGUUCUCCAUCUGCAUGACGGGUAGACCUGCCAACCAGCGCUUCAUGCAGUGCCAUUUUUCUUUAGGGGAUUACUUUGGGGUUUGUUUUACAGCUGAUUUGUUUCAUUUAUGGUUAUCUUUUUUCCCCAAGAGGUUUAUCGCAAUGCUUGAGAGUUCUGCCAUGCUUCCCAUGAAAGGUCUAUCAGGUUAAGGCGUCCUGGGCUCGCUGAGUCCCUGAGUCCAUUGGGGACAGAAUUGAGACCAGAAAGUCACCAGACUGGCCUCAGGCCCCAGCCACAAGCAUUCCUCAGGAAGCAUCUCACUCUGGGAGCCUAGGUCUGCUCACAGAGAAAGACGACAUCAGGAAAAUCGGGAGGGUGGGCUCUGUGUAGGCCUCAUGGUUCCCCCCAGGCCUUCCUAUUGCUCGAUUCACACCUCAUAGGUGAACUGAGCUUCCAAUAUGGGUCCCAACGGGCCUUCGGGAUUUUUAGGUCUUCACCCAUUUUAAGACAGGAUUGGGAUGAAAUCUCCCUCUGCGGAUCUCUGCCUCCCCUCCAAACAGUAUGAGAUCUUUAAGAGGCAACAAAACACUACCUGGGAGACUAGUUAGCAGUCCCAUUCUGGAGAAGAAGUAGGGCUGAUUAUUCUGAAAACUCCAGACGAACUUCUUCAGACCAUCAAUGUACAGCGCACCGCAUGCCUGGAUUCUCUUAGCACCGGCGUCCCUUACCCUGGACAAGGCCUGCUCCGGCCCGGGGGCGCUGAUACCUCCAUGUCAGUGUUUUAGUGAAUUCAAGCGAUUACUGAUCACAAAAAAAUGAAUGUCCACUUCUCCUUUGCUAAAUUUGCUUAAUUAUUUUGCUAGUUUUGCAAAUCCUUCCUCUAGUUGGCCACCCCCAGGAGAAUGCCGCUGUUUUCACCUCCCAUCUAGCUGCCAGGUCCUGUGUAGGCCAGCCUCCCGACCGCGAGCAGAGGCCCAGCCCUUGCUUCUGCCCCACUACCCUACUGUCACUGCCUUGUGGCCCAGCUAAGGGGAAGCCCCGCCUUUCCACAAGAGCUUCGAGGGCCGUGUGGUCCAGCGAUGGCCUUAGCUGUGCCCACACACCUCAGAAGCCUCGACACACACCUUCAGCCACCCUGCCUUUGACCAGGGCCCCUCAUUUGGAAACACAAGACAAAGGUCAGGAAAGAGACGCAGGAUCUAUAUUGAACUAUAUUGAUUUUUUUCUAAAUAGUGAAGACAGAUCACAUUCAUGAAGUGCUCACUGUGUCCCAGACGCUGCUCUGAGCACUUCUCCUGUCCCUGAAUCCUCACGACAUCACCCCCCACCUCCCCUCCCAGCCCCACCACCAAGGAAGAGCUGUUCCAGGCCCCAUUGCAGUGAUGGGGAACUGGAGGCAAAGAGCGGUUAGGCAACUUGCCCCAAACUCCUCCUUGAGCACUGCCUGGGCCACGAUGUGACUUCAGGCUGUGUGACUUCAGGCCGUCAGUCUCCGGAGUCCUCUUUCACCCGCAGCCCCGGGCCACCUUGCCUGUGGCAUGCAGCUGUCCCAUCUGUAAGCUCCACUGGGACCAGCUCGACAGCGCUCCCCGUGCCACACCCAUCUGGGACAGAUGUGCCCGCGGGGCACCUUAGCCUCUGCAGCGGGAGCACCCUGAGGGCCCGCCAGUUCUGUGGCAUGAGCCCUCCCUUGGGGCCGGGGAGUAGAGCUUGAGGGGAAACUGCAGGCCACCUCACUCCCCUCCCCGCAUUUUUCCACAAAAAGCCCGAAAGCUGUCUGGUAUUCUGUAAUGUACCUGCCUCAGAAAUGCCUCCACUUCCAGAUGGAAAGCUAGCAGAAACCUGGGCCGUCCCACCCAUGGUCAGGGCAGGGCCUCUGGUAAAAUGCCUAACGGGACAUCUCUGACCAUCCCCAGAGAGGACGAUGCCACAGGCACCUGGAGGCCAGCCAGCGGCCAAGGCCGAGGGAAGAGCUGUCUUUGCUGCUGCCACUGUCUUGCCCCCUGUGUUCAAGUCUGCCCACAAAAUGGGCUCGAUGUACCGUCGUGGGCGCCCAGGGCCGCACUGCCCUCCUGCCCCACGGCGGGGGAGACUGGAGCCAACGGGCUGCAGAGGGAGGCUGGGGAGUGGCAUCAGGGUCACCCUUCUCCGUCCCCUCCUUCUGUUUUAUUAAAAUAAAGGAGGCUCAUUCUUCCCCCAAGCCCCUCCAGCUUUUCAUCUACUUUAUCUUUUUCUUCUCUGAUCCCACCCUUCCUCCUUCAUCCCUUCCUUCUCCAUGACUCCCUUCCUCCUCCAGUGUCCCCUUGUGUCCUCCUGGUGGCAUGUGUGCUUGCACUCACACACAUUACACACACACACACUAUAUAUUCAUUACACACACCUGCAUCAUACACAAAACGCACACAACGUUGUACACGUGCACGGCACACACACAUUAUAUACACAUACACUA